AAGGAAUGGCAUAGAAAGAAAGAUGGGAAAAAACAAACACGCUUUGAAAAAUAAAAGAGAGAGAGAGAGAGAGAGACCCAAUUCCAAACCAAGACAACCAAACCAAAACCAAAGCCAAAACUAAAAGAAGGAAGACACAGUGACGGUGUGUUGGGUGUGAGUAGAAACAUUCUAGAACAAAUCCUCGGGUUACUGUACAAUCAGUGACCGGAGUGCGUACAAUGGACCGGUACGGUCGGGCUAUAACCGAAGGCUCGCAGUCCGAUCCGUCGCCGGAAUGGACACCUCAGGGACCAGAAACCGGGCUCGAAGAGCCUAUGUGGCAGCUGGGAUUGGGAGGUGCGGAAUCGUACCCGGAACGGCCAGACGAGGCCGACUGUAUCUACUAUUUGCGAACCGGGUUUUGUGGGUACGGCUCGCGGUGUCGGUUCAAUCAUCCCCGUGACCGUGGCGCGGUUAUAGGAGCUGCAAGACCUGGUGGAGGGGAGUACCCCGAGCGAGUGGGCCAGCCUGUGUGCCAGUAUUAUAUAAGGACGGGGGCAUGUAAAUUUGGUGCUUCCUGUAAAUACCACCAUCCUCGGCAGGGAGAAGAAUCUGUUACCUCUGUGUCACUAAAUUAUUAUGGAUACCCAUUACGUCCGGGUGAAAAAGAGUGUUCCUACUAUGUAAAAACUGGGCAGUGCAAGUUUGGUGCAACAUGUAAAUUCCAUCAUCCACAGCCAGCUGGCAUACAAGUUCCAGCAGUGUCGUUAGCGCAACAAGUUGCAGCUGUGCCUGCACCUACAUUAUAUUCAGAUUUGCCGCCUUCAUCUGUUCCUCCACAACAGUAUGGGAUAGUCGUUGCAAGACCUCCUCUGCCACCGGGUUCAUAUGUUCAAACUCCUUAUGGUCCUGUGAUGCUUCCACCAAGCAUGGUUCCCUUUCCGGGUUGGAGUCCUUACCCGGCACCGAUAAGCCCAGUACCCUCUCCUAGUACUCAGUCCGCUGGGCAGUUUUAUGGGAUAACACACCUGCCCCCACAUGCCUAUACUGGAAAUUAUCAACCUUUACCUUCUUCUGCUCGUCCUUCAAGCAGUAGCCAGAAGGAACACUCAUUUCCAGAAAGACCUGGCCAACCAGAAUGUCAAUAUUACAUGAGAACAGGGGAUUGUAAAUUUGGUUCCUCAUGUAAAUAUCAUCAUCCAGCUGAAUUGAUUGCACCAAAAACGAAUGUUGUUCUUAGCCCCAGUGGUCUUCCUCUGCGUCCUGGUGCACCACCCUGCACUCACUAUGCACAACGUGGAGUAUGCAAGUUUGGGCCUGCGUGCAAAUUUGAUCACCCAAUGGGAACAUUGAGCUACAGUCCAUCUGCAUCUUCCCUCUCUGAUAUGCCAGUUGCACCCUAUCCUGUGGGAUCUUCAAUUGGUACCCUUGCACCAUCAUCUUCGUCCUCAGAGUUGCGACCUGAACUUAUUUCAGGAUCCAGCAAGGACUCUGUUUCAUCCAGAAUGUCUUUGUCAAUGAGCACUUCUAGCGGAUCGGUUGGUUCAACAUUUUCAAAGAGUGGAUCUGUUCCUCAUUUGACUGUACAACCCUCAGCUCAGGGUUCUGGCUCUUCAAAUGGCAGCACAGAGGCUCGUACUUCUUCAAACUAAGAAACAGCGAGCCAUUCCUUUUUUAUUACUCCUUUUGAUCAAAUUUCACGAGCCAAAACAUCAUUUUUUUUGUGGAAGUCCUCGAAAAAGAGGUUUCAUUUCCAAGUUACCAAUGUUCCACGGUUCAGGUCUAGCACACAGUCGCUUUUAUCUUCUGUGUUCAUAUAGUCUUUAUAUGGCCAUUUCCUACAUCUUGAAUAAAUCAUGGCCACCCUUCAAAAGCUUAGCAUACCCAGUAUAGCAUUCCCUCUUGCUUCCAAAUAACCACGAAAGAAUCUGCAAUUUCGAUAGGCAAAUCAGUGUCCAUCUCUCCAAUUUUUGAAGUUUGUUGUGUUUUUCUCUUUUUCUUUUCUCCAUACCUUUUCGAAAUGAAAAGGAUCUGUCCCACAAUGUUCUUCCAUUUAUAUUAACUGUCUCCAUGUCUCUCUUUCUUGUUUUAGUUUAAUAUUGGGAACAAGCUUCCAAUUCGUCAUAGGAAUUUGAAGUUCUUAUUGUUCCCUCACUUUUUGUCUAGGGUUUAUCGUGAAAAAGAGAAGGAAUCAAGAGACUCCAAGGAGAGGCAUCAGACUGUACCUUAUAUGGGGAUUAGAUACAAAGUCAUGUUGUGACAAUUAUAAUGAUUGACUUGGUUCUUGAUAAGUUCGUUAUGAAAUACGAAUAUAUGUUGAAACACUCUCGAAUUUGUAAUAAUUGUUCCCCUCUAUUUCUCCAUUUAUAGAUGAGAUCUAUCCUUUUGCUUCC
This is a messenger RNA of Alnus glutinosa, 2375 nucleotides long. RefSeq names its product zinc finger CCCH domain-containing protein 58. The coding region runs from base 222 to 1634 and encodes 470 amino acids. Gene Ontology annotation, molecular function: metal ion binding; mRNA binding. The record is from RefSeq and is a predicted model, not a curated record. The transcript has 8 exons. Lineage: Eukaryota; Viridiplantae; Streptophyta; Magnoliopsida; Fagales; Betulaceae.